Molecule: messenger RNA, 843 nt
Organism: Colletes gigas
Lineage: Eukaryota; Metazoa; Arthropoda; Insecta; Hymenoptera; Colletidae
Gene: Rsph9
Product: radial spoke head protein 9 homolog
Exons: 4
Coding region: 1-843 (280 amino acids)
Biological process (GO): cilium movement involved in cell motility; axoneme assembly; motile cilium assembly
Cellular component (GO): axoneme; radial spoke
Source: RefSeq, a predicted model, not a curated record
AUGGAAUGCAUGAGACUGUUAGACAGUUUAGAUAUUUUGGGUUAUGCUGGUAUUUGCACAGGAUCAGAAAAUUCACAGAUAUUGCAAAAUUCUCUCUUAAUAUUGCAACGAGAAAAUCAUUUUCAAAAGUGUUAUUAUUGGGGGAAAAUUUAUGGAGUUCAAAAUGAUUAUCAUAUUGCGUACGGUUUUGAAAAAGACUGCAUGAACGGUCAAAAUUAUUAUUAUAGCAUGGAUGGUUUGAAUUGGUUGCUAUUACCGAAGGCAGAUAAAUGUGCAUUAUUCUUAACAUCCCUUGCUGUUAAUAAAUUCGAAGGUGAUCCAUCGUUAAUCACUAAUGUUUACAACGUAAAUCCUCCGUUCCCGUCAAACGAAGAUCCUAAGAAAUAUUACGACGGUCCUAUACCGAAGGAAUUAAAAGAAGAAGACAGACUCGCGGCAACGGUACAGUCGAUCAGAGAAGAUGCCGUAAUAAUUCCACGUGGCGCUUGGUUUAAAUGUCCUAACGGUGACGUAAUUGAAAAUAUCAAUUUUGAUGGGCUCGCCGCCGUUGACGCUUCUUAUUUAAAGUCCUAUUUACACGCGCGUCCGCCGCAACAAAAAUGGAAUACCAAUUUAUUGACUAGGCCCGAUUAUAGUUACUCGUUAGACUUUUUGGACACGAUCGAUCUUGAUGUGCCACAAGGAUGCUGGAAUCUGCAACUUGUACAAAGCAAGAGAUCUGUAAUUUUACAGAAUCUGUAUUGGCCUGGUUUGACUUUUUAUCACAAAUUAAACGAUUCUCGUCAUGGUUUUCUUUAUUUUGGACACGGGAAAAAGAAUAUGGAUGUGGUUUUUAUGAUAUAG